This is a messenger RNA of Annulohypoxylon truncatum, 1676 nucleotides long. RefSeq names its product hydroxymethylglutaryl-CoA lyase. Gene Ontology annotation, biological process: ketone body biosynthetic process; L-leucine catabolic process. Gene Ontology annotation, molecular function: hydroxymethylglutaryl-CoA lyase activity. The transcript has 2 exons. The record is from RefSeq and is a predicted model, not a curated record. NCBI's taxonomy places the organism in Eukaryota, Fungi, Ascomycota, Sordariomycetes, Xylariales, Hypoxylaceae. The coding region runs from base 108 to 1232 and encodes 374 amino acids.
CCUCUUGCAGCAUUGGAGGGGAAUUUGAAAGCCAAAGAAUGUAAGAAAACGGCAAUUAUAAGCAUGAAAAGGACAAUCAAAGCUUAAACUCCCGAAAUGAAUAGGAGAUGGCGUCGGUGCGCCCCAUGAUUCGAUUGGCCCGCUGGCGGCCUGUUCCGCAAGCUUCGCGCUUACGACGAUGCUUCGCGACAGCGUCCGACGUGAAAAACCCGGCCGCAUCAUCCCGCCCCGACAACCGAGUGAGGAUAGUAGAAGUUGGACCAAGGGACGGCCUACAAAAUGAGAAGAAGUCGAUCCCGCUAGCUACCAAGAUUGAACUGGUCGAAAGGCUAGCGAAGACGGGAGUAUCUUUCAUAGAAGCCGGGUCUUUCGUCUCCCCAAAAUGGGUGCCACAAAUGGACAACUCCGGCGCAAUCCUAGAGCACAUCCUAACCAACAAAAUCCCCUCUCCGGUCCCAAUCACAUACUCCUUCCUCGCGCCCAACGCAAAGGGCGUCGAAAACGCCUCCGCCCUCCUGCAGCAGCACCCGGGGACCUACCUGACGCAAGCCGAGUCGCUCAAGGGCGUCAGCGCCAAGCCGGCGGUCGAGCUCGCCGUGUUCGCGGCCGCGACCGAGAGCUUCUCGCAGAAGAACCUGAACACGGACAUCGCGACGUCGCUGGACCGGUUCCGCGACGUCAUACAAGCCGCGAAGGCGCUCGGCCUGCGCGCCCGCGCCUACAUCAGCGUCGUGCUGGGAUGCCCCUUCGAGGGCUACGACGUGGACCCGCACCGCGUGGCCGAGAUCGCGACGUCGCUGCUGGAGAUGGGCGCCGACGAGAUCUCGCUCGGCGACACGACGGGUAUGGGAACCGCGGCCCGCACCCAGGAGCUGCUUAGGUGCGUCGCGGCCGCGGGCAUUCGGAAAGAGGAUGUCGCGAUGCAUUUCCACGAUACGUACGGCCAGGCCCUGGUUAAUACGGCGAUCUCGCUCGAGCACGGCAUCAGGACGUUUGAUAGUGCCGUCGGAGGCCUCGGCGGCUGUCCGUAUAGUCCCGGGGCUACCGGGAACGUGGCGACGGAGAACAUGGUUUACUUCGUCGAGAGCCUGGGCAUGGAAACUGGUAUCGAUCUUGAUGCUAUGGCGGAUAUCGGACAGUGGAUCUCGGAUGAGUUGGGUAGGCCGAAUGAGUCGGCUGUGGGUAAGGCGGUGCUGGGGGCUCGUAAAAGGGGGGCUGAUGGAUCCUCGUGAUUGUGUAGGUUGUAACGGAAAUAAACAUCGUACGUAUGGAUUUCUUCUAGUGUGGUAGGGAGAUAUGUCUUAUGAGUUAACAUGACAUUUCUUUUUCUACUGGAAAAGAGCUCAACUGCAUGUAGUCCAUGUACAGCUUCACAAAAUCACAGCUAUAGCCUAGACUGUUGCCUACUAGACUAGUGAAACAAGUUUGAGAGCUAUGGAUGGCUGUAAGGAACAAUAAACAGCAGGCCUAUAAGAAAUUCGCAAUAUUGAAACCGAUGUAUAAGUCACCUCGAGGGUAUACAUGAACGCUCCUAGGUGUUAAAAUAGGGCUAAUACUACUACCCUCUAGCACAGUGGUUCAAUUCAAAAAUCACAGAGACUUAGUCUGUUUCUAUGUUGUUCUUUUCUCACCUUGGGAGCGUAAAACAGCGAGAAUGCAUAGAAGCUCUUGUUAUC